Caenorhabditis elegans is the source of this 743-nucleotide messenger RNA. RefSeq names its product DUF148 domain-containing protein (gene Y11D7A.5). Bases 60 to 545 code for a protein of 161 amino acids. NCBI's taxonomy places the organism in Eukaryota, Metazoa, Nematoda, Chromadorea, Rhabditida, Rhabditidae. The transcript is spliced from 4 exons. The record is from RefSeq and is marked reviewed.
ACCUUUCGAAUUGCUUAUCCAUACCAUUCUCUAUCUUCAUUCUCAUUGCCGACUAAAAGAUGAAAUCCGUCGUCCCUUUCUUCCUUUUUCCACUCUUCUUGAUCAUCAAUGUUGUUUUAUCAGCGGAUAAUAUUCUUAUGCCAUUUGAACGAUUUCAAUAUGAUCUUGCAUUGUUUUUACCAGUUGUCAAACAAGAAGUUGAAUUUGCAGAACUAUCGAAUUUGACUGAUGAUCAAGCUUUCGAACAACUGAAAACAUUUUUCCCAUCCUUGCAACAACGGAUUCAAGAGCUCAGAAAUACUGGAUUAAUUGCUGAUGAAUUGAGAGUUAAAAACAAAGAAGCAAUUGAUAAAAUGUGUGGACAAGGGCAUCGAUUUGGAUAUCUUCUUGUCUCUGCAAAGUUGACAAAAAUGAAUGAAGUACUUAAUACAAAAAAGAUCACUGCAGCGAACAAUUCGAAAAUGCUUUCUGGAAUUUACACCGAGCUGAAGAAUUGGGAACUGUCAUCGAAAGCCCCUUGUCAUCGACUUCACACUGGAAAAUGAUUCAGAUCAAUUGAUCUUAAGAUAUUUUUAAUGAAGUGGUUUUCUAAUAAAAUUUUGUUUCAAUUUAUUUAAUAAAAUUUAUAUUGUUUCUUAAAAUAAUGUGCCAUUUCUUACUGUGAUUAUAAUUAAAGUAUUUUCCAUAAUUUUUAAACACAAACAAUAAAUAUUACAGUUUAAAUAAAGUUGUUUUUCCCACUU